Messenger RNA from Quercus lobata, 748 nucleotides. RefSeq names its product Dynein light chain type 1 family protein. Gene Ontology annotation, biological process: microtubule-based process. Gene Ontology annotation, molecular function: dynein intermediate chain binding. The record is from RefSeq and is a predicted model, not a curated record. Gene Ontology annotation, cellular component: cytoplasmic dynein complex. The coding region runs from base 21 to 587 and encodes 188 amino acids. The transcript has 2 exons. NCBI's taxonomy places the organism in Eukaryota, Viridiplantae, Streptophyta, Magnoliopsida, Fagales, Fagaceae.
CUGCCUAAGAAGCAUCAUCAAUGGCUUCCCAUGAGAAGCAAAAGAAAAGUUUCAUGUCCAUUUAUAAGUCCACCACCGGCAAUCAUAUAAAGCCGAUGAUACCACCACCAGCUGUGGUGGUGGAUAAGAAAUCCAUUCAACGAAGUUGGUUUUCAAGGAAAUCGAAAACGUGCAACAAGGAAAUUGAGCAAGGUGGCCAGAGAGUCAUAGAGGGAGGAGUUGGAGGUGUGGGACAAAUAUUAGUUGAAGCAAGGAAAUCAGUUUCCCAUGUUGAAACCAAUUUGGCAUCAGUGGCAACAUUUCUUCAAGUCAAGGUCUUGGUCUCUGACAUGCCUGAAUUCAUGCAAGUGCAUGCCUUUCGUUGUGCAAGGCGUACUCAUGAUAGCUUGGAGAAGUUCAGCUCUAAACACAUGGCUUUUAACAUGAAGAAGGAAUUCGAUAAAGUGUAUGGGCCGGCCUGGCAUUGCAUCGUGGGCUCAAGUUUCGGCUCGUUUGUGACCCACUCAACAGGCUGUUUCCUUUAUUUUUCAAUGGAUAAACUCUACAUUUUGUUAUUUAAAACGAAGAUCCAGAAAGCUUUGGAUUAAGGGUUAAUAGGAUUAUAGGUUUGUUUGAUCGAUCACUAAUGCCAGUAUGAUACUUUUUAGAAGCUAUUGUUUUGUGUUUGAUACUUAAAUUUGAUCCCUUAUUGUAUUUAGAAGUCUGAACAUGGAGAAGUAUUGUAAUAUGCUGUAACGUAUCUUACAAG